This is a messenger RNA of Puccinia graminis f. sp. tritici CRL 75-36-700-3, 1108 nucleotides long. Its product is annotated as ubiquitin-conjugating enzyme E2 2. Gene Ontology annotation, biological process: protein polyubiquitination; proteasome-mediated ubiquitin-dependent protein catabolic process; DNA repair. The record is from RefSeq and is a predicted model, not a curated record. Bases 127 to 627 code for a protein of 166 amino acids. Gene Ontology annotation, molecular function: ubiquitin conjugating enzyme activity. NCBI's taxonomy places the organism in Eukaryota, Fungi, Basidiomycota, Pucciniomycetes, Pucciniales, Pucciniaceae. Gene Ontology annotation, cellular component: HULC complex. The transcript has 5 exons.
GGGGCACCCGGCAACCAACCACUCCAUCGAUCCAACAACCGAAAACACUUCAUCUCACAACCAUCAUCAACACCAUCAUCAGCCUACAUAUAAAUCGCACAAGAUCACCAAGAAGGAUAAUACAAGAUGUCCACCGCCUCUCGAAGACGAUUGAUUCGGGACUUCAAGCGACUUUCCUCGGACCCUCCAGGUGGGAUCAGUGGUGCACCAUGUCCUGAUAACAUCAUGAUCUGGAACGCCGUCAUCUUUGGCCCUGCCGAUACGCCAUUCGAAGAUGGAACCUUUCGAUUGAUCUUGACAUUUGAUGAAUCUUACCCAAACAAGCCCCCGACGGUGAAAUUCCUCUCGAAAAUGUUUCAUCCUAACGUAUAUGCAAAUGGAGAGCUUUGUCUGGACAUCUUGCAAAACCGUUGGUCCCCAACUUACGAUGUGGCCGCCAUUUUGACUUCCGUGCAAUCUUUACUGCAUGAUCCAAAUCCUAACUCACCUGCCAAUGCAGAAGCUGCUAAUCUGUACAGGGAUAACAUGAAGGACUAUAUCAAGAAAGUCCGGGCUACCGUCGAGGCCAGCUGGAUCGACGAAGGGACUAUUCCAGGAACUGCGAAUGCUUCUUCUACAACCUCUUGAUUCUCGUCCAGUCCUUGUCAAGUUUGUUUUACCCCCUCUUUGGUUGUUGUUGAUGUUAUCGGUGAAGGAUGUCUGUUUUAGCAACCGAUCAGGAGACUUGAACUUAUGUAUACACCCCUCAAGUCAAGAUCUGCACAUAAGUGGGAUAAAAAUUUAUACACACAGCCAUCCGCCACCCAAUCCUCUCCCUUCCUUCUUAACUCCUGCUUCAAGUUCCACUGUGUUUAAAAUCUCUCUUCCUGUGUGACAGAUGUAAUCUUAAACCUCCCCAUGUUUCUUUACAUCAGUUGUUCUCAUUAAAUGAAUGCCCAAGUGAAUAGCCAAUCAACAAGAAAACUGUGAUACCGCCCUCUUUCUUUUUGAUUGAUACAUAUGUAAACAUGCAUGUAAAUCAAUCUAAUCAUAAUUUGAGGAGGUCAAUUCCAAACUUGGUGUCAAAAGUGAAAGGCAGACUUUGAAAAUUGAUGUAACCUUUGCCAAC